AUGGACGGACGAAAGGCUUCAGAGCUUGCUCAGCGGCCUGGCUGUUUGGGGUCUCUCGUGCGGUUCUGGCGCCGGUCAUAUGGCGGGGACUAUUCGAUUCUUAUAUUCCUCGUCUUUGCAUGGGUGAUGGUACGUCUUUGCGAAGUUGACGCCCUUCCCAAUACAAAGCAGCAGCUGACUGGUGUAUCAAAGCUACAACUCUUCGUACACCCCUUCCACCAGUUGUUCAGCCUGGAUGAUUCCUCUAUUCAAUACCCGUUUGCUGUCGUUGAGAGGGUACCAGUCUUGUGGUCCAUUAUAUACUCUGGCAUCUUCCCUCUCCUUGCAAUUGGUAUAUGGUGUGCCCUCUUUCGGCCAGGGAGCCACUUCGUCCAUGUCACCCUCCUGGGCCUCAUCGCUUCGCUGCUGGUUACCAUCUUUAUUACCGAUAUAAUUAAGAAUGCCGUUGGCAGGCCACGGCCGGACCUGAUCUCACGAUGUAAACCAGAAAAGGGUACCCCAGAACAUACAUUAGUCGACCAUACAGUAUGUACAUCGACAGACACGCAUAUACUAAAUGAAGGUUGGCGGAGUUUUCCAAGCGGACAUAGUAGUUUUGCAUUUUCGGGAUUGGGAUACCUUUCUUUCUUCCUUACCGGCCAGCUCCGGGCCUGGCGCCCUCGAUCAGGACUUGCUCGUCUGCUUGUCUCCCUAUCUCCACUGCUUGGAGCACUCAUGAUUGCCAUCUCCCGCAUAGCAGAUUAUCGUCACGAUGUGUAUGAUGUUUGCAGCGGAUCAAUUAUAGGUCUAGGGACAGCGUACUUGGUGUACCGCUGCUAUUAUCCUUCUCUGUGGUCUGCAGAUUGUGAUACACCUUAUCAUCCCGAUGACCAGGGGGCGAUGCAUGGCUUCCAACGAGUUGGCGAUGAGGAGCAGGCGUUUCAGCCGCAGCAAGUGUAUAAUGAGCAGGCGUACCAUAUGCAACCUCUUGGCAGCGGGCGGUAA
Molecule: messenger RNA, 984 nt
Organism: Trichophyton rubrum CBS 118892
Lineage: Eukaryota; Fungi; Ascomycota; Eurotiomycetes; Onygenales; Arthrodermataceae
Exons: 3
Coding region: 1-984 (327 amino acids)
Biological process (GO): phospholipid metabolic process
Molecular function (GO): phosphatidate phosphatase activity
Source: RefSeq, a predicted model, not a curated record